AUCAGCUGUAUUCAGUUUUAAGAAUAAAAGAAAAGUAGAGGAAAAACUAAGAAAUACGUGUUGAAUAUUAUUGUGCUGUGUUUACAAACAUUUGGGGUGAGAAAUGUAUUUCACCAAAAGUUGCAACAAAUAAUAAAUGUGUUAAUUAUUUAUCCGUGUGUAAAUUUGUUAUUGUGCUUAAUUGUUUAGAAAAUGAGUUGCAUCAAAUGAUUUUUAGUGACGCCAUGUCUAGAUUCACAUUACCUUGUUUAAUGCAAAAUAAGUUCCAGAGAAAAAUAAUUCUAGUAACUGAAUAUCAGUAAAAGACUAAGCAAUAUUUAGUUUAUAGUUGUUUGUUUUAUUUUUUGUUUUUGUUUAUUUUUUUGUGUUCAGCUUACCCUUGCUUUGCAAAUCAUUUUAAUUGUUCUUUGUGUAGAGUUUUUGUAUUAAAUUGUGUUAAAAACGAAGCAAAAAAUUAGUACGUAAGCAAAUGAUAUAAAAUGUCUGGAGCGGAAUAUAAUCUUCCAUUAACGCCACCAUGCUCGCCACUAUCGUUGCCAACGUUGGUAUCAUUGCCAUUGUCAGGACUGCACCCAACUCAAGAGAUGCAAUCAACGUCGGCAAAUGCAAAUGCAAAUUCGGCGCCGGCAGCGACUUCAGCAGCAGCAGCAACAACAAGCACAGGCAAAGAUAAAGUGGCACCGAUGAAGCAACGCAAAAUGGAUAAUGAAAGGAAUCAAGGGACAAGGCCAGAGAUGCUGGACAAAGCGUUAAUCCUGGAGCAAACAAAACAGAAUUCAAUACCGGAGCAUCUAUCCCAAUUAAUGGCGCCAUAUCAAAAUGGAAAACACUCAUCAGCGAAAUUACUUGUAUUGCUUAUACAUUUGGUGGCCCUCGAAAGUGCUUUCGUUGAGGAGCAAAUCUUUUGGAAGAAACAAAAACAAUUGAAACCAGUGCCAACAUAUGGAAGCUUUCAUCUUGGUAAUGUCCGUCUAUUGGCCCAAGAGCCGGUGGUCUAUGCGAUACAAUUUGAUGAGACUGUUUUUAGCAUGAUCCUGCGCACGCUUCUCGACGAGGAUAUGCAGAAGGAUGCCGCCAUUAUGCCAACACUACGCAGUCGUCUGAUGAUUGUUGUUCUGGGUGAUGAAUUGUUGGUGACUCUUAGUCCUUUGGCGCCAUCGAAACAGCCUGGCUAUAGUGUUAGUCUAUCGAUUGGGCGUUAUGUCCUAAAUGUUCAGCCUAAGAAUAAACCGAUAUACACACGCUUUCAGAAAUUGGAUGAACUGUCGUUGCAGUUGAAGCAAAAUGUCUUUCAACGUAUGCGAUCACAGCAAAUUACGGAACUUGGCACAUAUUUGCAGCCAUCGCUUACGGGUAUGCCCGAAAUUGUCUACGAUGAGAUAUUUCGUCAUCUCAAUCGCAAUCAAUUGAAUAUUGUUGCCAAUGUGAAUCAGCGUUUGAAUUCCUUGAGCAAACAUCAAUCCAAUCGGCGAGCUCACACAAGGUGAAAAGGAAUAUCUAUUUGGCCUAACUAAUUUUUAUAUAUACAUAUGUAUAUGGAUUUUGUCUUUUUUUUUUUUUUUUUGGUAUCUAAGAAAUUAAGAAUUCAUUUUUUGGAGCAAAGGACAUGGUUGAAUUUGGUUUUCAUAAAAUCUAAAGGCGUGUUUUGUAAUCUGAUUACAUUAGAUUAUAUAUUAUAUAAUAAAAAUAUUUGAAUAACAAUAAUUAUAAUAUAAAAAUGAAAAAAUAUAUAUUUUGUAAUAUAUAUAUAUAUAUAUUAGUUUUGGGUAUAAGUAUUGUGAAGUUAUUUUUAUCAAUAAAAAAAAGAAUUCGAAUAUAUCUUUAAUUAACAAA
This is a messenger RNA of Drosophila willistoni, 1833 nucleotides long. RefSeq names its product protein nutcracker. The record is from RefSeq and is a predicted model, not a curated record. NCBI's taxonomy places the organism in Eukaryota, Metazoa, Arthropoda, Insecta, Diptera, Drosophilidae. The transcript is spliced from 2 exons. Bases 480 to 1487 code for a protein of 335 amino acids. Gene Ontology annotation, molecular function: protein binding.